AUGGAAUCCGAAUCUCCUUCAAAAUCGAAGCUUCCAAUUAUGGGAUUUAUUCAUAAUCCCAGAAUGCUAAAAAGCAGUAUAGCCACUACCCUCGUGGUCAUCUUGAUCGUAAUAAUCAUUGGUGGAUAUUUUAGUUUUAGACAACCCAGUAUUGUGCGAUUCAGUAGGAGUUCAUAUUUUACUGUUGUCUUUGAUUGUGGAAGUACCGGCACUAGAGUAAAUGUGUAUGAAUGGAUGGUGAAGACUUCCAGUGAGAACAAUGGAGAAUUGCCUAUUUUAUUGCAUAGUUUUCCGGAGAAUUUGACGAAGAAUAAGAGUUGUCAGUAUCAUUGUAUGCAAACAGAGCCAGGGUUGCAUAAUUUUGUUGGUAAUGCUUCAGGAGUAAGGGCAUCUUUGGAGCCAUUGAUUAAUGAUGCUAAACAAUGGGUGCCUUCAGAGAGACGCGGCAUCACUCCAAUAUAUGUUAUGGCUACAGCCGGGAUGAGGAGCUUGGCAGUGGAGGAUGCCCACCGGGUUAUGGAGGACGUGGAGAAUGUAGUGAAAGAACAUGGUUUUCUGUAUGGAAGAAAAUGGAUCAGGGUGUUGAGCGGGAAGGAAGAGGCAUAUUAUGGUUGGGCUGCUUUAAAUUAUAAAAUGGGUGUGUUCGGGAAUUCAUCUAGAUCUUCCACGUUGGGACUUCUUGAUUUGGGAGGCUCAUCAUUGCAGGUGGUGGCAGAAGUAGAUAAUAUAGUUGAAAACGAGCAUGUUUUUAGAUCAAAGAUUGGGUUUGUUGAACAUGAUAUUAUAGCGUUCUCAUUCGCGUCAUUUGGAUUGAAUGAAGCUUUUGAUCGGACUGUUGUUAUGCUCAGUCAUACUCAGGAGCACAGAGAAAGUAUCGGAGGUAGGUUUGAAGUCAGACAUCCUUGUCUUGGGGCUGGUUUCUUGCAAAAUUAUACUUGCCAUGGAUGCUUGAGGCUAGAUUCUAGAGAGUUGGGAAACUUGAGCAUUAGGGUUCAAGAGAAUGAGUUGAAAACUAUCCUCCUGGUUGGGGAACCGAACUGGGAGCAGUGCAAAGUACUUGCCCAAGCAGCUGCAAUCAAUUCAAGCACUUCAGAGUGGUUACACCAAGCAUAUCAUUCAAACUGCAUAGGCCUUUUUGAUUUUGGAGGGAAAAAAUCUCUCAAUUUAACAAAAAGCUUGCACUCAGUCCGGCGUUAUCACGCAUUAUCCGGGUUUUUUGCCGUCUCCAAUUCAUUAAAUUUGAGCCAGAGAGCAAACUUUACAAAGAUGUGGGAAUCAGGCCAGCUAUUAUGUUCUAAAUCAUGGGCUGAUCAAACAAGCAUCAACGUACAGUAUUGUUUCCGAGUCCCCUAUUUGGCAUCUCUUGUCGAAAAUGCACUGUGUGUAAGCGGUAUGGAAAUAAUUUUUGGACCCGGAGACGUUUCUUGGACAUUAGGAGCUGCACUAAUUGAAGGAGAAUUCUUGUGGCUUAAUAAUAACAAAUCCAAAAAUGGCAUUUUAACAUUGAAAAUCAAGGAAAUGAUAUCUUCCCCUGUACUUGUAUUUGCUGUGUUUUUAAUCCUUCUCUUCAUAGUUUAUUACAGUCAGAUUAAGGUUCCCAUGCUUGGCAGAAAGGUUGCUGCUGCCAACGUAUCAUUGCCUUCAUAUUUAUAUCCCAAACGUCAGCCUAACUAA
Messenger RNA from Fraxinus pennsylvanica, 1674 nucleotides. The record is from the annotation of a GenBank genome assembly. NCBI's taxonomy places the organism in Eukaryota, Viridiplantae, Streptophyta, Magnoliopsida, Lamiales, Oleaceae.